AUGGAGUCUCCAUCAGAUGAGAAGAAGGAAGCAACAACACAGCAGAAAACAGUUGCUUAUUAUUCUUAUACUAGUUCAUCCUAUUCUCUUCAACAAGCUAUAAGUGCCAUUCUCAAAUGUUUAGGGUUUGAAGAGCACCCUUCAACAAGACCUCAUGAGGACUCUCCUUCAAGUUCUUCAGAUGAUCCAACACCCACUCCACCACCUUCAACAACCUUAACAGACCCACCACCCCCACCAGCAGCAAAUGAUGAUCCUCCUCCAUCAGCCUCUGAACGAGUACUAGCCGCGCGCCCUCCACCGCCACCAGUUAAUUCAGGAACUGGUCCUGGGACUAAUUAA
Cornus florida is the source of this 342-nucleotide messenger RNA. RefSeq lists its product as uncharacterized. The coding region runs from base 1 to 342 and encodes 113 amino acids. The transcript has a single exon. Lineage: Eukaryota; Viridiplantae; Streptophyta; Magnoliopsida; Cornales; Cornaceae. The record is from RefSeq and is a predicted model, not a curated record.